Messenger RNA from Menidia menidia (Atlantic silverside), 2856 nucleotides. The record is from the annotation of a GenBank genome assembly. NCBI's taxonomy places the organism in Eukaryota, Metazoa, Chordata, Actinopteri, Atheriniformes, Atherinopsidae.
GGAGUCGUGUUUUCUCUGGCGGGACGUGGAGUGAGCAAACUCAGCCGCACGGCAUCUCCCCCUCGGCGUGCGGACGACGUUUAUGAUGAUGGAUUUUUCCUCGCGUCGGGCCACAUUUCUUGGGUUGAUGGGAUCUUCUCUUCUCAGGCGCUGGACCAGGACCGAACCUCCCUCCAGAAGGUGAAGAAAUCAGUGAAGGCCAUUUACAGUUCUGGUCAAGAUCAUGUUCAGAAUGAAGAAAACUACGCGCAGGCUCUGGACAAGUUCGGCAGCAACUUCAUCAGCCGGGACAACCCGGACCUGGGCACGGCCUUCGUCAAGUUCUCCUCCCUGACCAAGGAGCUCUCUGCCCUCCUGAAGAACCUGGUGAGUCCAGAGUCCAGCACCGGGGGGGGGGGGCUGUCCAGCCAUCCCCACCUGGACAGGAAGAGGGAGAACUUCCCGUCCCGAGGCUGUUUUACCCGUCUCCACUCGUCUAAGUGGCUCCAGAGCCUCAGCCACAAUGUGAUCUUCACCCUGGACUCUCUGCUGAAGGGGGACCUGAAAGGCGUGAAGGGGGACAUAAAGAAACCCUUUGACAAAGCGUGGAAGGACUACGAGGCCAAGUUCACAAAGAUAGAGAAGGAGAAGCGGGAGCACGCCAAGCAGCACGGCAUGAUCCGCACCGAGAUCACCGGGGCUGAGAUCGCAGAGGAGAUGGAAAAGGAACGGCGCCUGUUCCAGCUCCAGAUGUGCGAGUACCUGAUCAAAGUCAACGAGAUCAAGACCAAGAAGGGAGUGGACCUCCUGCAGAACCUGAUUAAGUAUUACCACGCGCAGUGCAAUUUCUUCCAAGAUGGCUUGAAGACGGCGGAUAAGCUGAAGCAGUACAUUGAGAAGCUGGCAGCCGAUCUGUACAAUAUCAAACAAACUCAGGACGAGGAAAAGAAGCAGCUCACUGCUCUGCGAGAUCUGAUCAAGUCCUCCCUCCAGCUGGACCAGAAGGAGGACUCCCAGAGUAAGCAGGGGGGCUACAGCAUGCACCAGCUGCAGGGGAACAAGGAGUUCGGGAGUGAGAAGAAAGGCUACCUGCUGAAGAAGAGCGACGGGCUGAGGAAGGUGUGGCAGAGAAGACAGUGCUCAGUGAAGGGGGGCAUGCUCACCAUCUCUCAUGCCACGUCCAACAGGCAGCCCGUCAAACUCAACCUGCUCACCUGCCAGGUGAAGCCGAGCGCCGAGGACAGGAAAUGCUUCGAUCUCAUCUCUCAUAACCGGACAUAUCACUUCCAAGCUGAAGAUGAACAGGAGUUUGUCAUUUGGAUCUCGGUGCUGACCAACAGCAAGGAGGAGGCGCUGAACAUGGCGUUCCGCGGCGAGCAGAGCAGCGGCGGGGAGGACGGCCUGGAGGACCUGACCAAGGCCAUCAUAGAGGACGUGCUGCGGAUGCCGGGCAACGAAGUCUGCUGCGACUGCGGAGCUGCAGACCCCAAGUGGCUCUCCACCAACCUGGGGAUCCUCACCUGCAUCGAGUGCUCCGGCAUCCACCGGGAGAUGGGCGUCCACAUCUCCCGCAUCCAGUCCAUGGAGCUGGACAAGCUGGGAACCUCAGAGCUCCUGCUGGCAAAGAAUGUAGGAAACAGUAGUUUCAAUGAGAUCAUGGAGGGAAACCUCACCACCCCAUCACCAAAGCCGACCCCCUCCAGUGACAUGACGAUGAGGAAGGAGUUCAUCAACGCCAAGUAUGUGGACCACAAAUACGCCAGGAAGACGUGCACGUCUGCAGCCGCCAAGAUGAUCGAGCUGUUCGAGGCGGUUCAGUCCCGGGACCUGCUGGCUCUGAUCCAGGUCUACGCGGAGGGCGUGGAGCUCAUGGAGCCACUUCCAGAGGCAGGACCGGAGUCCGGGGAAACUGCACUGCACUACUCAGUACGGACAGCUGACCAUACCUCACUGCACCUGGUGGAUUUCCUGGUGCAGAACAGUGGGAACCUGGAUAAGCAGACGGAGUGGGGGAACACCGCCCUGCACUACUGCUGCAUGUACGAAAAGCCCGAGUGCCUCAAGUUACUCCUGAGGGGAAAACCGGCCACCGACAUCCCCAAUCAGAACGGAGAGACGGCCCUGGAUGUUGCCAGGCGACUGAGGAACACUCAGUGCGAAGAAGCGCUUGUGCAGGCCGCAGAAGGGAAAUUCAACCCUCACAUCCACGUGGAGUAUGAGUGGAGCCUCAGACUGGAGGAGAUGGACGAGAGCGAUGACGACCUGGAUGAUAAGCCCAGUCCCAUCAAGAAGGACCGCUCCCCGAGGCCCCAGAGCUUCUGCCACUCCUCCAGCCUGUCCCCCCACGACAAGCUCUCCCUGCCGGGCUUCAUCAGCCAGCGGGACAAGCAGCAGCGGCUGUCCUACAGCGCCUUCACCAACCAGAUGUACAGCGCCUCCACCGACCUCAGCUCCUCCCCGGUGGCCGACGGGCCGCCGCUGCCCCCCCGAAACCAGGGCAAAGCUCCACACUUGGCAUUCCUUGGCUCUCAUUCGCACUACGCCACACUGGCUGGCACCCGACCAUACAUCACUCCUCCCCCAUCCGGCCCUCCCUCCACACUCACCCCGGGAGGCAGCUCCACCCUGUCCAAGAAGAGACCUCCGCCCCCCCCUCCUGGACACAAACGCACCCUGUCCGACCCACCCAGCCCGCUCUCUCACAGUCCACACAGUAAAGGGGGCGUGACCGGGGGAAGUGAUUCCACCCCUCCUCCGGUCAGUAAGAUGUCCCCCGUUUCCAACAAGUUUGAAGGCAUUCCUCAGCAGCAAAGCACUACUUCAAGCAACACAAAGUCUACACUUGGUCCCAGGGUUCUUCCCAAACUACCUCAGAAA